Messenger RNA from Arachis duranensis, 3715 nucleotides. Its product is annotated as probable RNA-dependent RNA polymerase 1. Lineage: Eukaryota; Viridiplantae; Streptophyta; Magnoliopsida; Fabales; Fabaceae. Gene Ontology annotation, cellular component: nuclear RNA-directed RNA polymerase complex. The record is from RefSeq and is a predicted model, not a curated record. The transcript has 5 exons. Bases 146 to 3469 code for a protein of 1107 amino acids. Gene Ontology annotation, biological process: siRNA processing. Gene Ontology annotation, molecular function: RNA-directed RNA polymerase activity.
GGAACGCAAAUUUUGGGUGUUGAGUAGCAAAGCAGAGUGAAAGUAGAAGUGGCCUUAUAGACACACCAUUGACCAGUGACGAUCCUUUUCUUCCUCGCAAUUUUGAUCUUCAUUCUUUGGAAACGCAAAAGAGUGCGUAUGAAGGAUGGGUAAAACAAUUGAGUUGUCUGGAUUUCCAUUUUAUGUUACCGUGGACCAUGUAAAGACAUAUGUGGAACAUAUUACUGGUGAAGGAACUGUAUUUGCUUUUAAGAUAAGACAAAGCCAAGGUAAGGAUCAAAGGAAAUACGCAAUUAUUCAAUUUAUCUCUGCAAGAAAUGCUUCACUCAUGAUGUCCAAAGCUACCAAAAAGUUGUUGUUUGGAAAUUCUCGUCUGAAGGCUAGGGAAAUGAUGAAAGAUAUUGUGCCAAACCCAAGAUCCUCUCAGCAUUGUUUGAACAAUGUGAAACUGCAUUUCGGCUGUCAGCUCUCAGAGGAAAGGAUCUCUGUUUUAUGGAGAAAUAUGGAUGUCCGUUUAUGUUUCGGGUCUGGAAUGAGAAAGUUUCAUUUCUUUCUGUCCCAUAACAAUUCAGAAUAUAAACUUGAGCUUUAUUAUGACAAUAUUUGGAAGAUUGAGCUGCAUCGACCCCGAGAUGAAACUGCUAAUUAUCUCCUGAUUCAGUUACUUGGUGCUCCCCGUAUUUUUGAGAAAGAAGAAUAUACUUUGGGAGAUAUAUAUGAUGAUCCGUUAUUCAACUACUAUAAAGAUGACUCCAAUGACCAAUGGAUUCGAGCAAUAGAUUUCACACCUUGCAACUGUAUUGGCCAGUCUACUGCUAUAGUUAUAGAGCUUCCAGAUGGCCAACAUUUUCCAGAUUUCAGGGAAAACUUUGGUUAUUAUGAGGAAAGUGAGAGGCCAUUCACUUUAGAGACAGGAGCUCCUUUUUCGAGCAAUCUCGGCCUUGUUCCAAUUGUUACUCCUCCACAAGGCACUCAAAUACCAUAUGAUAUCUUGUUCAAAGUUAAUUCACUGGUUCAACAUGGGUGUCUUGCUGGUCCAUCACUUGAUGAUGGCUUUUAUCGUUUGGUUGAUCCAUGCAGAGUGAAGCUUGAAUAUAUAGAACAUGCUUUAGAAAAAAUAUCUUAUUCAAAGGAGUCCUGUUAUGAUCCCAUAAAGUGGCUGAGUGAUCAGUACAGAAGGUACAUUGCCAGCAAUGCAUCGGGGAAGCCUCUUCGAUCACCUGCGAUAUCCUUGGAUACUGGUUUGGUCUAUGUAAAGAGGGUUCAGAUUACACCCUGCAAAGUGUAUUUUUAUGGUCCAGAGGUUAAUGUCUCAAAUCGUGUUCUUCGCCAUUUCCAGCAGGAUAUUGACAACUUCCUGCGCGUUUCAUUUGUUGAUGAAGAGUUAGAAAAACUGUAUUCUACUGAUUUGUCGCAACGUGCUUCUGUGAAUAUUAAGACUGAAAUAUACAUAAGAAUUCUUUCUAUCCUUAGAGAUGGCAUUACUAUUGGUGACAAGAAGUUUGAAUUUCUAGCUUUCUCGUCAAGUCAGUUGCGGGAAAAUUCUCUUUGGAUGUUUGCUCCUACAGCAACUGGACGUACUGCUGCAUAUAUCAGGAAAUGGAUGGGAGAUUUUCAUCGUAUUAGAAAUGUGGCCAAAUAUGCUGCUAGGCUGGGGCAAUCUUUUGGUUCAUCUACUGAAACACUAAGUGUUGAGAAGGAUGAAAUUGAAGUUAUUCCUGAUGUAGAGUUUAAUGGCUAUGUCUUCUCUGAUGGAAUUGGAAAGAUAUCUCGUGAAUUUGCCAAGAAGGUUGCUAAAAAAUGUGGUUACAGUUCUACUCCGUCCGCCUUUCAGAUCCGAUAUGGCGGAUACAAAGGAGUUGUGGCUGUCGACCCAACAUUGACAGCAAAGCUAUCACUGAGGAAGAGUAUGCUGAAGUAUGAUUCAGAUAACACAAAGUUGGAUGUUUUGGGAUGUAGUAAAUUUCAGCCUUGUUAUCUAAAUCGUCAAUUGAUUUCUCUGUUAUCUACUCUUGGCAUCAAUGAUGAAGUUUUUGAGAAAAAACAGAAAGAGGCUGUCGAUCAACUGAAUACUAUAUUAACAGAUUCAUCAAAGGCGCACGAGGCUCUGGACAUGAUGUACACUGGGGAAAUCAGUAAUGUUCUAAAGGAGAUGCUCAUCUGUGGCUACAAGCCGAAUGAAGAACCGUUUCUAUCAAUGAUGCUGCAAACAUUCAGGGCAUCAAAACUUUUGGAAUUGCGAAUCAAGACUAGGAUCCUUAUUCCAAACGGACGAGUAAUGAUGGGUUGUCUCGAUGAAACUGGAAGCCUAGAAUAUGGUCAGGUGUUCCUUCAAUUCUCUAACCAUAGUUCUUCUUCGUAUGGUCGUGAAAGAUCUUACAUAGUCAAUGGUAAGGUAGUAGUGGCGAAAAACCCCUGCUUGCACCCAGGAGAUGUGCGCGUUCUAAAGGCUGUGAAUGUGCCAGCCUUGCAUCACAUGUUAGAUUGUGUUGUUUUCCCUCAGAAAGGACACAGGCCUCAUCCAAAUGAGUGUUCGGGAAGUGAUUUGGAUGGCGAUAUUUACUUUGUUUCUUGGGACCCUGAAUUGAUUCCUUCAAGUGAAAUCGAACCAAUGGACUAUACUGCAGCUCCAAGUAAGGAACUGGAUCAUGAUGUCAUGAUCGAGGAUAUUGAGGAGUAUUUUGUAAACUACAUAGUUAAUGACAGUCUAGGAAUAAUUGGCAAUGCACACACUGUCUUUGCGGAUCGAGAGCCGUUAAAAGCAAUGUCGGAACCAUGUCUCAAGCUAGCAAAGCUAUAUUCAAUAGCAGUUGACUUUCCAAAAACUGGUGUUCCAGCCGUUAUUCCUCACGAACUUUAUGUAAAAGAAUAUCCAGACUUUAUGGAGAAGCUUAAUAAACCGUCCUACGACUCGCAGAAUGUUAUAGGAAAGCUUUUCAGGGAAGUGAGAGGAAUCGCAAUGAAUGCCAGCUCGAUCAUCACAUCCUUUACCAGGGAAGUGGCUAUACAGUCAUAUGACCCUGAUAUGGAAGUUGAUGGUUUUAUGGAUUAUGUUGAUGAUGCUUUCUUUCACAAAACCAACUAUGACUACAUGCUGGGAAAUUUGAUGGACUACUAUGGGGUCAAGACAGAAGCCGAAAUCUUUGGCGGGAAUAUCAUGAAAAUGUCAAAAUCUCUCGGCAAACAGAGGGAUUCAGAUGCAAUUAAUGCAGCUGUGAGGUCUCUAAGGAAAGAGGCUCGAACAUGGUUCAACGAUGGCGAUGGCGAUGAUGCCUAUGCAAAGGCUUCUGCAUGGUAUUAUGUUACUUAUCAUCCUGAUUACUAUGGUCUCUAUAAUGAAGGCAUGAAUAGGGGCCAUUUUUUAAGUUUCCCAUGGUGUGUUUACCCUCAACUUGUUCAAAUCAAGAAGGAGAAAGCCUGCAUUAGAAGGUCUGAUAGUCUUUCAAUGGAGGAUAGGUUUCUCGGUUGAGUUGGAAUUGACAAUUCUGCCCUUCUCUGCUGCUGUGGAGCAUGCAGCUCCUCUUUAUUUUCUAUGUUGUGAGUAAUUUAAGGGUGUGAAUAUUGUACAUGUAUGUAAAUAUGAUGAUGAAGAGUAUGUUAUGGAUGAGAGAAAUUGUGUGUGGACAUUGUAGUUGCAGAUGUGUUAAUAUAUCCUUCGUGUUAUUUCACAUAUAUGUAAAUGUAAUGCCUGCGAAAUAACGCAGGUCAAUUCCCA